This is a messenger RNA of Sceloporus undulatus (fence lizard), 754 nucleotides long. RefSeq lists its product as uncharacterized. The record is from RefSeq and is a predicted model, not a curated record. The transcript is spliced from 4 exons. NCBI's taxonomy places the organism in Eukaryota, Metazoa, Chordata, Lepidosauria, Squamata, Phrynosomatidae. Bases 122 to 754 code for a protein of 210 amino acids.
CCAGGAAUCCUCAGUCAGGUAAGUUAACGGAUGUUAAUCCAAAAGGUUUAUGGAAGAGAUACUCAUUUACAGGUAUAUGAUUUUACCAAUUGGGUAACAUAUCGUGAGGCUCUACAACCAAAUGGUGGAGUGUAUCCCAGACCUCCUACACUCACUGAUCUGGCCAGGGCCUUUCUUAUUCUUUUUUCAGUGCUAUAAUUCUUUCGCUGUGUGUGUGUGUCAGAUACCCAGCCACUGUAGUAUCAGUUAUGUAAUCCUGUUACACCCCACAACAGGAAGUGAUCUGGAAUCCUCUAAAAGGGCCAGCCAUGCCAUGGUGGAACAACCUGAUACAAUGACUGGAAAGGAGAUCGCAUUGCUAGAAGUGCGGAAAGAGAACUAUCUUGUUAACCACUACCAGAUUUUUGAAGCAUGCUUAGAAGAAACAUCUACAGAACUUGUGCCUCUGGGGAAAGCCACACUCUUAUCAUCAUCAUUUCAAAGUGUAGAUUGCCCACGUCUUCCUCCAGUUGGUGCUGGCACGAGGUCAGAAAGAGUGCCUCAGCAACAUCGAGGACUGCCUGAAGGAGAGGCCCCUCCCUCUUCAACUGUCAUCUCGGCCUCAGAGGGAGCCAUCAGGCAGACCCAGCAACAUCGGGGACUGCUGAAGGAAGAGGCCCUUCCUCUCAACUGGGAAGACCAGGAAAGAAUUGAUGACAUUCCAGAAGAAUUUGAUGUUAUAUUUGCAAAAAGCCUUAUGUCAAUUCAGUUGUAG